Molecule: messenger RNA, 514 nt
Organism: Entrophospora sp. SA101
Lineage: Eukaryota; Fungi; Glomeromycota; Glomeromycetes; Entrophosporales; Entrophosporaceae
Source: the annotation of a GenBank genome assembly
AUGCUCAUAGAUGAUAAAAUUAAGGGCUUGGAGCUAGACAGAAAAAGAAAAGCAACGGAAGAACAUAAGAAAGAUGUGAUAGAAACUUUUACAGAAGGAAAUAAAAGAAGAUGGACAGUUGAUAGUGCCAUUCCAAAUUCAGAGCGUAAUAAUGUAUACUUUGUUGAUCCAAUGAAGGAUAGUGUUCCAUUUCUUGAUAUGAUUCAGAGAGGUGAAUUUGUUGCUUUAUAUGGUGCAUGCACUUCAGGAAAAUCCACAUGUGUGAUUCAAGUUAAGGAACAGUUGAUAGAUGAAGGCUUUAUCUGUAUUUAUGUAACUCUCGAGCUGGUUAACAUAGAAUCUGUAGAUAAAUUCUGGAUAUCACUUGGCCAUUCUUUUGAAAUCGAUGGCACUUCUGAUAUCAAAUUUGCUGGUAUCAAAUCUGCUAGUGAAUUUGCUAGAUUUUUUAGUAAAGACAAGUGUAAAAAAAGGGUGGUUCUCUUUAUUGAUGAGUAUGAUGUAUUGUAUGAAGCAG